AUGUAUGCAGGUUCUCUGUACAUGUGUAUAUAUAUAUAUAUAUAUAUAUAUAUAUAUAUAUAUGUAUGUAUGUAUGUAUGUAUGUAUGUAUAUACACACACACACACACACACACACGUGUAUCUGCAUGCUACCAUAUAUACAUGUCUCUGUAUGUGUAUAUAUUAUAUACACACAUAUAUAUAUAUACAUACAUAUACA
Thamnophis elegans (Western terrestrial garter snake) is the source of this 201-nucleotide messenger RNA. RefSeq lists its product as uncharacterized. The annotation marks the transcript as partial. The transcript is spliced from 2 exons. Lineage: Eukaryota; Metazoa; Chordata; Lepidosauria; Squamata; Natricidae. The record is from RefSeq and is a predicted model, not a curated record.